AUGGCCUCUCAGUCAACCGCACCAAACCGCGCCUCGCCACCCAGCGAGGAGCAGGCAACUGCUACAGCCCCGGCUACAGCCAGCGCUAUAGCCCCCCUUACAGCCCGAGCAACAGCAACAGCCGCUGGCAACCCCAUGGCCUUCACCCCCGUGAACCGCCCAUCCACCCCCCCAUCCCAAAUCCGGCCCAGCAACCCACCCACCCCCGCCGCCCCGGCCCGUCCCCGGUACAGACUCCCCCGAACCCUCCCGGGCCAGCCUUACCCAGCCCCCUUAACCCUCACCCAGAUGCUCCCGCCAGCCCUCACCCAGACCCUCUCCCACCCCGUUAGCCCCCAAGCCCCCGGAACCCCAGCAACCCCUGAAACCCCAUCAUCAUCUUCACCACCCACCCGCCGCGCGCGAAGACACCGACCCCCCCUCCCUUCCGCAUCCCCGGCCCCCACACCCCCAUCUAGACCCCCACGCACCCCACAAACCCCACGCACCCCCAAAAAACAACCCCCAGCCUCUGCCCCCGAGAUCCUCACCCUCUCGCGCGAAAUCCACACCCUGCCCGCCAAAUGCCCCUCGGGCAAGGGCUACGACGCCGGCAGCCCGAUCCGCUGCGUUCACAAGGAGCCCGGGCGGUACGUCUGCAUGUCGCCGCUGGGGUGGGCGCGCCCGCACUGCCAGCGGGUGUUUCCGUCGCUGUGCCACCUCCGGCGGCAUCAUCGGGUGAUCCACGGGCCCAAGACGCAGACCUGCGGGCGGUGCGGGCGGCAUUUCUACGGGAAGCUUUCCUGGGAUUUGCAUCUUUUCCGGGUGCAUGGGCUUCCUUUGGGGGGGCCGGGGAUUGAGGAUCUAGAAGAGGGUGGGAAGGGGGUUAAGGUCGAGGUUGAGGAGCCGGUGAUCAAGGUGGAGGAUGUGGAGGAAGAGGGGAUGGGGGUGAGGAUGGUGGUUGAGGAACCUGAAUUGGAGGUUAAAGUGGAGGUGGUGGAGGAGAAGGAGGAGAUUGGCCUUGAGGGUGUGCAGAAAGAGGAAGAGGGGGUGGACACUCAUGGGGUCCAGCAGGUCCAAAUGGAGGAGGAUGUUGGAAUGGAGGAUGAAGAGAUGGAGCUCGAGGAGGGAGAGAUCCUGGAGGAUGAGCUCGAAGAGGGCGAGAUCCGCGAAGAGGUGGAUCUUGAAGAAGAUGGGGCUGUGUUCGAGGCGGAGCAUGACGCGGUCCCGACCCCGAGGUCUUACCACCCGAUCUACGGAUUCUAUCGCCCGACGUUCAGUGAGGAGACGCUUGACAAGGCCGAGGGUAAAGAGAUCCAGCCGGUUUGGCCUUAG
Aspergillus fijiensis CBS 313.89 is the source of this 1314-nucleotide messenger RNA. RefSeq lists its product as uncharacterized. The coding region runs from base 1 to 1314 and encodes 437 amino acids. NCBI's taxonomy places the organism in Eukaryota, Fungi, Ascomycota, Eurotiomycetes, Eurotiales, Aspergillaceae. The record is from RefSeq and is a predicted model, not a curated record. The transcript has a single exon.